AUGAAGACUCCUGGUCCUGGAAAUUACCAAUUGGAGUAGAGUCAUACUCAAAGACCUAAAAAUAAGGGAUUUUCUACUAGCUAAAGAACAAACAUACUUUUAUCAAAUCAUCCAGGACCUGGUUCAUAUGAAAUAGAAAAGCCCAAGUUUUAGACAAAUAUUAAAUUUCCAAAAUCAUAAAGGAGCAUGGAUUGGAGUCAGAUUGGGCCAGGUCCAGGAGCAUUUGAUCUUAAUUCCCCAAAAUAAUAAGGCAUUACAUUUGGAAGCAAAACAAAUUAACAAAUUGACAGAGCAAAUGUUCCAGGACCAGGUAGUUAUGACCCAGAUGUAGUUGAGGGAAAGUUUAAAAGUAUUAAAGGAGCAAAAAUAGGGAAGUCGGAGAGAAGUAGUUAAAACUUUUCAAAACUUGGUCCAUCUCCCCUUGAUUAUGAUGUUUCUAAUUAUAAAUAUCCUACUAGACAUGCAAGCUUCAAUAAGGCAAUGAGACCAUCAAUAAUAUCAACAGAAAGAACUCCAGGGCCAGGAUCAUACACAAUCGAUUCGCAACUAAAAAAGAAUGGGGCAAUCAUACCAAAGGCUCCUAAGGAUCAAAUUAAUUUUGAAAAUUUGCCAGGACCUGGAAAGUAUAACCCCAAUGAUUCAAUGAUUUCUAAUAAAGGACCUAGUUAUCAUAUUGCAAAAAAAUAUGAUAAACCUCAAGAGUCAAGUUUACUGGGACCUGGCAGAUAUGAUAUUAUAAGAGAUAUUAAUGAUGGACCCAAAUACACAUUUCCUACUCUUGAAAAAAGUAUGGAGAAAAAAUCAAUAGAUCUAAAUCAUUCACAUUGUUAUGAAAUACAGUAAACAAUAGGAUACAUUCCUUAAUAUGUUCUUCAUAGUUGA
Paramecium tetraurelia is the source of this 882-nucleotide messenger RNA. RefSeq lists its product as uncharacterized. The transcript has 6 exons. The record is from RefSeq and is a predicted model, not a curated record. NCBI's taxonomy places the organism in Eukaryota, Ciliophora, Oligohymenophorea, Peniculida, Parameciidae.